Molecule: messenger RNA, 330 nt
Organism: Seminavis robusta
Lineage: Eukaryota; Bacillariophyta; Bacillariophyceae; Naviculales; Naviculaceae
Source: the annotation of a GenBank genome assembly
AUGAGUGAAGAAGGAAGGCCGUCCUCGCACCGACGCGACGAUGACGGCAACGACGACGAGGGUUGGGGUAGUGGCACUCGUGAUAAUGGGGAGAGUGGCGAAAACUUGGACGGACAAGAAGUGGCCAAUGAGAAGGCUGAGACUCUCAGGACCCUCCGCACUACAAACCCAAGACAUCUCCACUUUUUCAAGACGAAAUCAAACGACCUUGACCGCAUAGACGAAGUUGAAGAUGAUGAACCAGAGAUCAGCGCGACUUUGGCUGCCCUGGCGCCAAUAGAAGACAACAAUGACUCCAUGAAUCUUUCCAUCUCUCUCCAUGAUGUGUGA